Messenger RNA from Helianthus annuus (common sunflower), 1602 nucleotides. Its product is annotated as E3 ubiquitin-protein ligase PUB23. The transcript has a single exon. Gene Ontology annotation, biological process: protein ubiquitination. The record is from RefSeq and is a predicted model, not a curated record. Gene Ontology annotation, molecular function: ubiquitin protein ligase activity. Lineage: Eukaryota; Viridiplantae; Streptophyta; Magnoliopsida; Asterales; Asteraceae. Bases 219 to 1499 code for a protein of 426 amino acids.
UUACAUUUAGGUUGUAACUUGAAUUGGUUGUAAAGUUCAAGGACCUCAUAGCAAUUAUCCCUUAUGACUUCUCUCCUCUUAAUUACAACAGUGUUGACUUUCCUUUUCAUCCAGCCUCACACCUUUCUCUCUCAAUAUAAAAACCAAGUUGCCAAAUUGCAUUGUCCAUCAAGUGUCAAAAGUUGAGAUAAUUUAAACUCAGAAAAGGGUUUCAAAAAAUGGAUGUUGAAAUUGAAGUUCCAUCACAUUUUCUAUGCCCAAUUUCAAUGCAACCAAUGAAAGAUCCAGUCACAAUAUCAACUGGCAUCACAUAUGACAGAGAAAGCAUACAAAGAUGGUUGUUUACAUGCAAAAGAACAAGUUGUCCGGUUACAAAACAACCCGUAUCCGGUACCGAUCUCAUCCCUAACCACACCCUUCGUCGGUUAAUCCAGUCAUGGUGCAAGAUUAACUCGCAUUACGGGUUUGAUCUCAUCCCGGCGACACCGAGGAAGCCGGUGGACAAGUUCGAGAUCAUAAAGCUUGUAAACGAUGCGAAACGACACCCCCAAAACCAGAUCAAGUGCUUGAGAAGAUUGAGAUCGAUUGCACAAGCGAGCGAUUGGAGUAACACGUGCAUGGAGGAUUUGAAACUAUUCGAGUUCUUGACGACGGUGAUAUUAAGCGAACAUAACACUGGAUCCGUCACUGAAGCGUGUGAUGAAGCCCUAUUUGUGCUUCAUCAUCUUCAUUGUAUGGAUUCAGUGUUAUCCAACGCUUUGUUGCGCGCAUCAGGCCCAAGUAGGCCUGAGAGUACCUCUGCGGACCCCGCAUGUGUGGCGUCCUCAGGGUUUGCCCUUUUAAAUGCGUUACUGCAUGUAAUGAGAUUUGGAAACGUCCAAUCUCGUUCACAUGCAAUAACGCUGUUAAGAUCCGUCAUCAAGAUGACGGAUCCUGCACAAAUCUCCAGUAUUACACCAGAACUUUUCAACCAAACCGUACGAAUCUUGAAAGAAAAUGUUUCGCAACAAACGAUCAAAGCUGCAUUGGAGCUUGUCGUGGAGAUCAUUCGAUGGGGGAGAAACCGAAUAAAGGCGGCUGAAUCAGGGAUGGUUUUGGUACUUAUUGACCUUCUAAUCGAAAGCUCAGACCGGCGGGGAUGUGAGCUGAUGCUGGUGGCGUUGGAGCAGAUUUGCCGGUGCGCAGAGGGGCGGGCGAAGCUCGUGGAGCACGCGGCCGGGCUGGCGACAGUGUCGAAGAAGAUCUUGAGGGUUUCUCAUGUGGCAAGUGAUAGGGCAGUGAGGAUAUUGUGUUUGGUUUGUAGGUUUUGUGCAAGUUAUGGUGUUCUUCAAGAGAUGGUGGAAGUGGGUGUUGUUUCAAAGCUUUGUUUGAUGAUUCAGAUUGAUUAUAGUGAGAGAACAAAGGAGAGAGUGAAGCAGAUUUUGACAUUGCAUUCUAGGGUUUGGAAGGAUGCUUCUUGUGUUCCUGCUCAUUUGCUUUCACCAUAUCCUUCAUUAUGACUUGUAAUUAAAGGUUUGCUUAUUGAUAUUUUAACAAAUUAUAUUGUUUUUAUUUUUAUUUAUUUAUUUUUUAAUGGCAAAAUGUUACUCACUCCUUUACCAA